Molecule: messenger RNA, 3327 nt
Organism: Phymastichus coffea
Lineage: Eukaryota; Metazoa; Arthropoda; Insecta; Hymenoptera; Eulophidae
Exons: 2
Coding region: 2478-3023 (181 amino acids)
Source: RefSeq, a predicted model, not a curated record
UUUGCUGAUUCGCGCCUGUACACAUAAAAACUAACAUACUCGUGUAGACACACUAAGUACUGAGAAACGCGUCGCUGUCAGCUCGCGGAGUUGCGCGCGCGAUCCCGAUCACCGAUAAGUACGUGUGUGCACAAUUUUGCGAAUUCGGUUGACGGUCAAAUUACAUAUAUUCGAGAACGCGGUCACCCGCUCACUCCUUUAAUAUUUUUAUUCACCGUUGCUGCAUUCAAAACGUAUUCAUUGUUAAUCGUCGUUUAGCGUGUGCGCGAAUAUGCUUAAAGCAAACAGAUCUUCAAGUUAAUUAAAACAUAAUUAAAAAACUGAUUUGCUUAUUCGUUAUAGCUCGUUGCUGUUUUAUAAUGAGACAUUUUUUCACAUUCAUAACGAUGAUUGCAUUGAAAACGUAGUCGUGAGGAAUAACUGAUAAGGUAUAUGUAACGUUCGAUAAUUGCUCAGAUAAAAGAUUGUUCGUGUAUGUAUGUAUGUACUUGCACUGCUUGCAGACGACAGCGGCGACGCAAGGUUAAUUAUUGUGGUGAGAGUUUAUUGGGCGUGACAGCGAAAAAUAAUAAAUCACAGGAAGUAAUAGAGUGAGUUUUUAACAUUGUUGUGCAGGCAGCUUGCGCAGAGGAAAGUGAGAGUGAUAGACGAAACAAAGAUCAACAGCCGGCGGCGGGUAUAUAUAGGUAAGCAGUGCUCGCAGAACAAGGAGUAGCACGGCGAGGUCGCGGGGCGGUCGGGCGGGGCGGUGGGCUGGGGGGCGCAAACUUGACCGUCGGCGACGGUCAGGGACGCGAGUACAGCGACCGUCAGUAAGAACGUCUGCCGAGUGAGCCGCGACUGCGAGAGAGCAGAGCAUAUCUCUCGCGUGUGUGGGCUGCGACGUCUCUCUCUAGUGCGUGCCGCGUGCGUGCGUAUAUGUGUGCAUGUGUUCCGGUGGCGGUGGCGCGAAUACAUGCGGGAGACAAAGAGCGAACGUGUAGCAGCAUCGCCGAGGUAGCAGCUGGAGUCAGCGCGUCGUUAGCUCUACCCGCGACAGCGAUCAAGGACAGUCGCCUGCAGCUUCCUCGAGUGUUUCGUGCAGUCUCUGCCUCCUGCGAUCUCUCCGUGUGUGACGUGCGUGUAUAUGUGUGCGUGCGCGUGCACUUACAGUACUUACACCCGACUCUCGAUACAUACGCACACCAACCAACUAACACAGAGUGUGUAAGUCGACUGGCCUACAGACCUACAUUUGUCUAACGUUCGAUUUUUCCUCUUCACUCUCACUUUUAUCCGUGAGAGACUCGUUUCUUUCCCUCUUUCUCUCUCGUGGUGGGGCCUGUGCUCGUACCGGCAAAACCUGCCUCACCUCCGACUCCACGAGUGCAAGAAGAGCGCGGAUUAAAACACACAUCUUUAUUCCUAUUGACAACAAUCGCGGACGCGACGAAACAAGCAGUGUCUUUCAAGUGGUGAGAAAGUGACAAAGGAGGGGGGGCCUUGGCAAUCAGCACAUCGCGGUAGUGAUGACGACGGCAGCGAUUACGACAGCGUCGAUGACGAAGAUGAAAAGGACAAGUGCCAGGGUGCCCGAGUGCCGAAUGUUACACUGCUGAAUAACGUUCUCGUCGACGACGACGGUGGUCGUGCUAGUGGCGGUAGCGAUAGCGACCGCGGCGUUAUUGACCGUGAGACAUAACGAGAGUAGGUGACAGUUUGGCGUGCCAAGAGCAAAGCGCUCUUAAUUCUCUUGUUGUGUACCCUCUCUGCGAGACGAUAGAAAGAGAAAGAGAGAGAAAGAGAGAGAAGAGAGAGAGAGAGAGAGAGAGAGAGAGAGAGAGAGAGAGAGAAGAACGCAAGUGCACAUAAGAGAGGGAAAGAGAGAGAGAGAGAGUGCGUGUGUUUGUGCGCGCGACAGACAGAAAAAGCCAAAGAACGGGCAAGUGAGAGACAGAGACAGAACGACAACACUCUCUUUCUAUCUCAUCUCGCACGAGUAGUACGUGCGUGCACAUACUGACACACAACAGCGGCUAGCUAUAUGCACGCACGCACACCAGCUCUGAUAUAUACCUCGCUUGUGCGUCCGCUCCUCGCAUGCAAGUUAGGGAAACAGCAGCAGUAGCAGCAGCAGCCAGACGAGAGCAAUCAAAGAAAUUAUUUUUAUUGGUACCGCAUGUCUCAUUAUUUAUUUUUAAAUUGUUAUGUAUGCGUCUUGUAUCGAGAACAAAUGAUCGGGGUAUAGACUACCUGCUCGAUAUUCGUUCCGUGCUACGCGUGUUCUGUUUUACCGCUAUACUCUGUUCUGCACAGUAGUUGCCGGUGAAUCAAGACGGACAGUUUUAUUCAUGUAGGCUUGUGCGUGAACAAAAGUGCUGUAUCGCACAGAGCUGGAUUGGCAGUAGCAGGUUGAAUUGGACAAGACAGGUGUGAGUGGGGACAGGGCGCAGGAAAGUUGUAUAGAGAUAUAGCUAUAUUUUUGGAGUAAUAUUGGGAUGCUUAUGCGGCAAAUCAGUCAAAUGGAUACCCCGUUGAGCAGCAGUGACAUCGUUACCAGCGCCACAGCUAGUACCAAAGCAAUGGAGCCAGAGAGUUGCAGCAUCGCAGCCACGAGCAGCAGCAGCAGUAGCACGAGUGUUCAAGCGAGCGAAGAAGUGCACACGAACGGCAUUGAGCUGGGCAUGCAAGAGGCGCAGCAACAACACAACAUGGUGGAGAUGGCAUCGUCGGAGGUGACGAGCAACAACGACGAGCUACUAGUCUCAGACGCGCUCGCUGCUGCAUACGUUCGCAUCGAUAACGUCGUCGGCGCUGCCUCGGGCAAUUGUCGCCACACUGAAAACGGCUGCUCUUUUGCCGUAAGAGUGCUCAACCCACUCACGGCUGAUACGUACUUUCGAACGAACACAUCAUUGCAGCUUUCGUUCUGUCGAAUGGAAAAAAUGGUCUGUAGCUCGCGCCAAGCUCGGCUCAGCAGUCGUUCCAAGUACUCAUCGCGCGCGAGAACAAUUCACAAGGGCGCGCGCGAGUGCUCAAGUUAAUCACGCCGCCGCUCGGACGGAUCCGUGGAUAUGGUUAGAUUGUAGUUUGGCUCGCAUUACGGAAGCUUUCCAAGUCUUCGCUGCGUUCAGCGUAUCAUCGUCCGCUUUCUUCAUUCCAUUUUCUCUAUAUCAAGUGCGAUUAUUGUCACUACCUGUUAGCCGACUCUCCAGCAAAAUGGAAUGUAGGCUCUCCGAAGCUUUUCUUUUCUUUGUCCGCCUUGUUUAUUUUUCUUCUUGACGUGUACCUAAACGCAACUUUUAUUAUUAUUUUUUUUUAACGAGAUAGAACUAUUUUAUUGACAUA